AUGGCUCUCAAAUUCGCGACCUUGCCCGUUCCUCCGCGGAUAUCGAAGAUAUCCUCAUCCUCGUCCUCCGCGAAGUCAGACCGAUCCUAUCCGGACCUCGGGAUGCCCACCCGCGAGGAGUUCUCAACGAUGCAGGAGCAGUACAUCGGCUCACUCGACGGGCGCAAGCAGGCGAAGGCACUCAUCUCGCAGGAGAUGUUCGACGACAUUUGGCUGGCGCUUCACAAACCGCGCGACAACAAGAUCGGCUCGCCACAGUUCCGCUGGUGGGUCCGCAAGAUGUUCAGGCUCGCGCUCCCGGACGACUUCGGGGGGCUGACGCCACCCCUGCCGGUGGUUCUGCACGACGGGAAGCGCGUAGCGAUCCGCGAGCAGAUCUAUGAUAUCAUGUGCGCCUGCCAUGAGCGCGUCGGACACGGCGGGCGGGAUAAGACGGCCAACGAGAUACGCAAGACGUACACUUGGGUCCCAAAGGAUCUCAUCGCGCUCUUCGUGAAGAACUGUCCGACUUGCGUCUGCAAGAGGACAAGGCAGAUAGAUGACCGAGUGGAGGACGCCGCGCCGCCACAGCAAACUAAUGCGACGCCGACU
This is a messenger RNA of Dichomitus squalens LYAD-421 SS1, 591 nucleotides long. RefSeq lists its product as uncharacterized. The record is from RefSeq and is a predicted model, not a curated record. Lineage: Eukaryota; Fungi; Basidiomycota; Agaricomycetes; Polyporales; Polyporaceae. The transcript has 2 exons. The annotation marks the transcript as partial.